AUGUAUCAUACACCCGUGUUGAAGAACCGUCGUACGCUUUUGGAAAGAGCAGAAAAGUUCGUUUCUGACAUUUAUUUCACAGACUGCAACCUGCGAGGACGAUUAUAUGGCGAAACUCACCCGCUGGAAUCCGUUAGCUCAUUUAUGUCCUCCAAACGGAUAACAUUCUCAGAAGCUCAAACAAAGAAAUUCAGCCCAUAUAAAAUUGGUGAUAACUUUGGACCAACGUGGUGGACCUGUUGGUUUAAAAUAGCCCUGAAAAUCCCUUCGUCUUGGAAUGGGAAAGAGGUUCAUCUUCUGUGGGAAAGUGAUGGAGAAGCGAUGGUUUGGAGGGAUGAUCAACCGGUUCAGGGUCUGAGCAAAGAAGGUGAAAAGACAAGUUACAUCCUUUCCAACUGUCUCACAGAGGAGGAAGAACACACUGUGAACGUGUAUGUGGAGUUGGCUUGUAAUGGGCUUUUUGGAGCCGGUCAAGGGUCAACAAUUGCAGCCCCAGAUCCGAACAAGAAGUUCUCAGUGCAGAAGGCAGAGCUGGUGGUAUUUAACAGACAUGUCAGAGAGCUGCUAACUGAUUUUGAAAUGCUGAUUGGCAUUGUGAAGGAACUGGGUGACAACGAGCAGCGCAGUUUUCAGGCGCUAUUCACCGUCAAUGAAAUGGUUAACGUGAGCAAUCCGGCUGAUCCUAGCUCCUUUUCCAAAGCGCACGCUCUGGCUCACAAUUUCUUCAGCCAGCGCAACGGCCAAAGCCAACACACUGUCCAUGCCAUGGGCCACUGCCACAUAGACUCAGCUUGGCUAUGGCCUUAUGAAGAAACCAUUCGCAAGUGUGCUCGGAGCUGGGUGACCGCGAUCCGUCUCAUGGAAAAAAACCCGGAGUUUGUGUUCACAUGUUCUCAGGCCCAGCAGUUUGAGUGGGUCAAGAACUGGUACCCAGGACUGUUCUCAGAGAUUCAACAUUUCGUCAAGCUGGGACAGUUCAUCCCAGUCGGAGGGACGUGGGUGGAAAUGGAUGGCAAUCUCCCUUCAGGAGAAUCCAUGGUAAGGCAGUUCCUUGAGGGCCAGAAUUUUUUUGAGCAACAUUUUGAGAAGAAGUGCAAAGAGUUCUGGCUUCCAGAUACAUUUGGCUACUCAGCCCAACUCCCUCAGAUAAUGAAAGGCAGUGGAAUUUCCAAUUUUUUAACACAAAAACUCAGUUGGAAUCUUGUGAACACCUUCCCGCAUAGCUCAUUUUUCUGGGAAGGACUUGAUGGCUCCAUAGUCUUGACUCAUUUCCCACCUGGAAAUUCCUACGGCAUGAUUGGCAAGGUUGAAGACCUUGUAAAAACCGUCAAGCAAAACAAGGACAAAGGUCGAGUAAAUCACAGCGCUAUGUUGUUUGGAUUCGGUGACGGUGGUGGCGGUCCCACGCAGUUAAUGCUGGAUAGACUGAGGCGGGUCCAGGACACAGAUGGCCUUCCCAAGGUGAAAAUGACCAGUCCGGAUGAGUUAUUUUCUCAGCUUUGGGCUGAUUCACAUCUUCUGUGCACUUGGACCGGAGAACUUUUCCUAGAGCUCCAUAAUGGCACGUACACCACACAGGCACAGAUCAAGCGAAGCAACCGCCAGUGUGAAACACUCUUACACGACAUUGAGAUUGCCAGCAGUUUGGCACUGCAUCAUGACAAAACCUUUCAGUAUCCUGUAGCAAAGCUGCGGGAACUCUGGAGGCUUUUGCUGUUGAACCAAUUCCACGAUGUAAUCCCAGGGACUUGUAUAGAGAUGGUUGUGGAGGAUGCACUGAGAUAUUAUGAAGAUAUCAAUAGAACUGGUGCUGCACUCCUGCAAAUUAGUCUCAGUGCCUUAUCCAAGGGUGACACCACAGGUGUCUUCAACUCUCUGCCAUGGGAGCGCCUUGAGGUCCUCCACUUACAUGAUGGUCCUGCAGAACAUGGUUUAGUUCUAGUGAGAGUUCCAAGCAUCGGUCUCUCUCCUAUCCAAGACACAAAGCCUCAGGUUCCAGUCUGUCUUACUGUUCAGGCUGAUGGCAGUGUCCUAAUGGAAAAUGGGAUUUUACAGACUGUAGUAAACAAAGACGGCACACUGGCAUCGUUGUGCUUGAUGAACGCUAACAGGGAAGCGAUUUCAGAUGGCUGUGGCGGCAACCAGUUUGUCAUAUUUGAUGACGUACCUCUAUACUGGGAUGCUUGGGAUGUAAUGGACUACCAUCUUCAGACAAGGAAGCCAGUGGUGGAGGUGGUAAAGCCUGUCCAUGUGUUGUCUUCACAUGAGCUCAGAGGCAGUGUCAGCUUUACGCUCAGGAUCAGUGGCAACAGCACAAUUACUCAGGAAAUUGUGAUGGAUGCAAUGUCUCCUUACAUAAAGUUCAACACACAGGUAAAUUGGUUUGAGUCACACAAGUUUCUCAAAGUUGAAUUUCCAGUGCGAGUGCACAGUCCCAAUGCUACGUAUGAGAUCCAAUUCGGACAUCUCCAGAGACCCACGCACAGGAAUACAUCAUGGGACUGGGCCAGAUUUGAAGUUUGGGGUCACAAAUGGGCUGAUUUGUCAGAACAUAAUUUUGGAGUGGCUCUGCUCAAUGACAGCAAAUAUGGCUAUUCAGUCUAUAAGAACACAAUGACACUCUCCCUGUUGAGGGCACCAAAGGCGCCAGAUGCCAACGCUGAUAUGGGGACACACAAUUUUACCUAUGCAAUUAUGCCACACACAGGAUCCUUCCAAGAUGCCACAGUCAUCCAGUGUGCAUACAACCUCAACUUCCCAUUGAGGUUAACGUCAUGCUCCCCGGACAUGGUGCCAUGGAGUGCCUUUUCCAUCAGUCCUGCUAGUGUCAUCCUCGAGACUGUUAAGCAGGCAGAGAACAGGAAAGGAGCCCUUGUUAUCAGACUGUACGAGGCUCAUGGCGGUGGCGUGAGUGUGACCCUCCGCUCCAUGCUUCCAGUCAAGAAUGCCUGGCAUUGUGAUCUUCUAGAGCAAAUUGACACCACUCAGCCAUUACAGGUGACUAAAGAUGGAAUCAAUCUCAACUUUAAUGCCUUUCAAGUUAGAUCACUUUUGCUUGAUUAUGUAUAA
Nerophis lumbriciformis (worm pipefish) is the source of this 3069-nucleotide messenger RNA. The record is from RefSeq and is a predicted model, not a curated record. Lineage: Eukaryota; Metazoa; Chordata; Actinopteri; Syngnathiformes; Syngnathidae.